This is a messenger RNA of Paramisgurnus dabryanus, 2211 nucleotides long. It is a transcript of the gene gja3, whose product is annotated as gap junction protein, alpha 3. The record is from RefSeq and is a predicted model, not a curated record. NCBI's taxonomy places the organism in Eukaryota, Metazoa, Chordata, Actinopteri, Cypriniformes, Cobitidae. Gene Ontology annotation, cellular component: connexin complex. Gene Ontology annotation, biological process: cell-cell signaling. Gene Ontology annotation, molecular function: gap junction channel activity.
ACAGCAGCGUGUGGUCAGAGCCCGUCUCCACAGUCGAUGUGCCAUGAAAAAUUAACUGCCCUGCGACAACCUGACCUCCAGUCUAUGUGUGAAGAACUUUUGUGAAUGAAUAAGUUGGCCGACCACUUUGAAAAGAGUUUGGUAAGCUGGCAGUGCUGCCAGGAUUUGGGAACAGGGGGAGCGGGGAGGGCUCCUGCUACCUUGGGAGGUCUGUAUGCUUUUCAACGCACUCAAAAUGGAUAAUGCUUUCUAUAGAUAAAUUUGGCAACUUCUGUCAAGGGUUAUAGACUUGAUAUUGAACCUUAGUCAAUGGAUUUACCGCCCUCAAUACAACAUCAUUUUAACUGUACUUUUUCUCUAGGCUAGAAAUCGUGAAGCAUGGGUGACUGGAGCUUUCUUAGCAGGCUCUUGGAGAACGCACAGGAACACUCAACCGUGAUCGGCAAAGUCUGGCUGACCGUGCUCUUCAUUUUCAGGAUCCUGGUGUUGGGGGCGGCGGCAGAGGAAGUCUGGGGCGACGAGCAGUCGGACUUCACCUGUAACACGCAACAGCCCGGCUGUGAGAACGUGUGUUACGACGAGGCCUUUCCAAUCUCCCACAUCCGCUUCUGGGUGCUCCAGAUUAUUUUCGUGUCCACGCCGACGCUCAUUUACCUGGGCCAUAUACUGCACAUUGUUCGUAUGGAGGAAAAGCGGAAAGAACGCGAGGAGGAUCUUCGAAAGGCCAAUAGGCUCCAAGAGGAGAAAGAACUCCUGUAUAGAAACGGAGGGGAGUCUGGCGGACACGGUGGUGGCGGCAAAAAGGAAAAACCGCCAAUCAGAGAUGAGCAUGGGAAAAUCCGCAUCAGAGGUGCCUUGUUGCGCACCUAUGUGUUCAACAUCAUAUUUAAGACUCUGUUUGAGGUGGGCUUUAUUUUAGGCCAGUAUUUUCUAUAUGGUUUCCAGUUGAGGCCCCUGUAUAAGUGCAAACGGUGGCCCUGCCCUAACACCGUGGACUGCUUCAUUUCCAGGCCCACGGAAAAAACCAUCUUCAUCAUAUUUAUGCUUGUGGUGGCUUGCGUGUCUCUUUUGCUGAAUUUGUUAGAAAUCUAUCACCUCGGAUGGAAGAAGGUCAAACAGGGCAUGACCAAUGAGUUUACCCCGGACCACGAGCUACUGCCCGGUUCAGACGCAGCAGAGCCAGAGUCCUCGAUCGCGUCGCCCAGAAUCGCCCCUCCCACCCUCAGCUACCCGCCGGACUACACGGAGGUGGCGGUGAGCAGCGGUGCGUUCCUGCAGCCUGUGUCUGCAUCAUCCACGGCCGAGUUCAAGUUGGACCCUCUGCGUGAGGAGCUAGAGGAGUCUUCCCCUUUCUACAUCAGCAACAACAACAACCACAGGCUGGCCGCCGAGCAGAACUGGGCCAACCUGGCCACCGAGCAGCAGACUCGGGAGAGGCACGGCGCCUCCCCUUCCCCUUCCUCUUCCUCACGUUGCUCUAGUAACGGGCGGCGAGCCAAAGAUGCUGCUCAGCCCACCAGUACUCCACCUUCCAUUGGGGGCAGUUUGAGUGGGGGGGCAGAGGAGGUGCACGUCACCACCACGGUGGAGAUGCACGAACCCCCCGUCAUUUUCACUGAUGCUCGACGAUUAAGCAGAGCUAGUAAAGGCAGCAGCGUGAGAGCGAGACCCAGUGAUCUGUCGGUGUAGAGUCUCUCUAGCGUAGCCCAAAGGUCAUUUGCAAAAAUGCACAAACAAACACACGGAGAGGAAAUUAGAGGCAGAUUGCUGGAAUUUGCAAGUUAUUAGGUAUAUAGUACCAUUUAUAAGAGUAACACACUUGGCAUUCAUUACACAAAGUGUUACAUCAUCUCCAAACGUCAGAUGGUCUAAAGGGGUUUGGUUGUGAUUUUAUAACAGAUGGUAGCUGAAUGGUGUUCAGGUGGAGGUGCAUGCCUGAUGCAGCUUAUGUUACACCAGACUCUGGAUUACAUACACUAAAAAUGCAAAAUAUUUAAGACCAUUUAAUUUUUUGCUUUAGUCUAGAAAACAUAAUCCAUUAACCAAAUGUGAUGCAUUGAAAAACAAAACUAAAACUGAUAUUAGUCAAAAAUAACGAAUAAAUAUGUUUUGGAAGAUCAGAAUGGGCUUGCACUUUUGCACAGGUAAUAUUUGAAGAGCUUGAAUGCAAAACCCUGUAAGUGCAUCUGUAAUGGGUUUUUUUUGUAAAUG